CUUUUACUUCGCAGUUCUUGCUAGUCAGCGCUUGACGUUUCCUUCGUGUUUGAGCGUUAUUCUUACCUUGCAAGUCCUGCGGUUAAUUUUCGAGUCUUCGGCGACGAGUCUUCGGCGACAAUCACCAUACAUCUCACCCCACGUCAACACUCAGCCCUGAGGAGUACGAGUACCUGCUGGCAGCGGAUCCACAUCCCCCAACCACCCAUUGCCUCUGUCGCGUGGCAGCCCUGAUUGGCACACGUCCCCAAUUUUCGGAACUCUUAGGACUGUAAACAAUUGCCGGAAUACCCUAUGAACACGUGAAACCACCGUCCGUCAUGGCGUCCAAAUCCAACACCACGGAGGAAGACCGCCUUCCUACCAUACUCACCGGUCUGGGGUUGGAGAAUAUCCUUCCAGUCAGUAUGAAUAAACAAGACAGGUCCAAGUCGCGGACGCGGCCGCCAGGCGCAUCACCUAUGGAGCGAUCGAUAUCGUCCAUGGAAAGCAGCUUCAUGCUCGAUCAUUGGGGCUCACAAUCGCAGACACUUGAUGGAACCAGCACUCUAGACGAUCAUGCCUCAAGCCCGAAGGACGAGGAUAAGCUCACCCCGAUUACCAAUUGGGCGCACUUGUCCUACAUCAAGAACCAGCGUAACAAUCUACGUACGGAGCUCAAGGCACAUCGGAUCGCCGGCACCGAGGCGAAGCAAUCAGUGGCCUCUCUGCGCCGUAUGGCAUUCCGCAUGGCCGUCAACAUAUCUGUGAAGGAGAAGCAGAUCGCAACAAGCGCUCGCAACUUGGUCAGAAGUAGGAAAAGCCACUAUCUUGACGGGAAGGAUGCGGAGAAGAGGGUCGAAGCGUUGAAACGAUCGCUGCGCAUUGAGGAAGGCAGAAACAAGGAAAUAUUGGAGGCUUUGGAAAGGGCUUCCAUGUUGACCUUGCAGUGUAAGUACCUUGUUGCUAGUAACCCAGGCUCUGCUGAACACGAUUGUAGAUGCCAAUCCUAAGUUGCAAGCGCAACAUCGCCGUCAACCAAGUCCGUUAUCUCCUCCGCCGUCGCCGCCAACUCGCCGGGCUGACGUCCCUGAGAUUCCGCCACAUCCACCCAGAACACCACCCCGCCCGACUUCCUCCGAUUGGCACGAUACAGACUGGGAGCUCAUCCCUGAACAGAACCACGUCACCGAAAUACGCACCUCAGACAGCCGCUUGAUCAAAGCAAAGCAUGACUCUGAUCAGGCCCUCGCUGCAUGUCGCAACCGCAUCGCCUUACUGCAAGCAGAGUGUAAAAAGGG
Didymella exigua CBS 183.55 is the source of this 1280-nucleotide messenger RNA. RefSeq lists its product as uncharacterized. The coding region runs from base 321 to 992 and encodes 223 amino acids. The transcript has a single exon. The record is from RefSeq and is a predicted model, not a curated record. Lineage: Eukaryota; Fungi; Ascomycota; Dothideomycetes; Pleosporales; Didymellaceae.